Paramecium octaurelia is the source of this 3600-nucleotide messenger RNA. The record is from the annotation of a GenBank genome assembly. Lineage: Eukaryota; Ciliophora; Oligohymenophorea; Peniculida; Parameciidae.
AUGGGAAUUACUUGUUCGAAUAAAUAGCGUGUGAUAAAGGAAAUAGAUAAGAUAGAUAGGUGUAUCAUGUUAUUUAAAUAUAAGCAAUAUUGAGCCACUAAAAUGCUAAAACAUCCAAUAAGAUACAAAUUAAGAAGAAUAUGAGUGUAAAUUUUGGAACAGGAAAAAAAAUUAAUGGCAACGAAAAAUUAUAUAAAUCGAAUUUACAAAAGUUGAUGAUGUUAUUGAAGUUAAGUAUCUUUUAGAUGGAUAAAUUAUAAGAAGGUAAAUGUUUUUCUACAACAAAAACAUAGAGAAGAAUAAAAAGAUAUUAGUGUGAAGCCUCAAGUCUUAAUUAAUUUGGAACAAAUCUAUUAUCUUGAAUGGCUUGGAAAAUAUUAAGAGAAUUUUAAGAAGAUGGGAAAAUGGACAGCUAUUUGGAAGGGAGAAAAAAUUACAGAAGUGGGUGGGUAUUACUCUAAUGAGGGAAAAAAGAAUGGUAUUUGGAAUGACAUCAUAAAAAAUUAUGGAGAGUAAAAUAAUUUAUAUUUUGAAUUAAUAGACUGAGUCCUGUUUUUGAAAUCGGAGAAUACAAAGAUAAUUAAAAAAUAGGAUAAUGGAUAUAUGUUUUUGAGGGGAUGAAUAUGUAAAUUUUUCUUAAAUUUUACAGCGGUGGUGGAAAUUACAGCUAGUAAAGUAAAAAGGAAGGAAAAUGGAUUGAUUUGAGUGAUUAUUUUUGCAAGUAUUUUUGGAUUAAUUAUUAGUUAGUGUAAGGUAACAUAUAAUGGAGAAUAUAAAAAUGGUAAAAAAGUUGGUAGAUGGGAUAUUUAUUACGACAACAACGAUGGUGAACUUUAUUAAUUGAUGUAUUAUUACAUUAAUAAAUAAAAAACAANAUCAAUUUUUUCAAACUUUUCUAUUUAAAUAGACAAACUUGAAUAAUUAGAUUAAAUUACGAAUUAUUUAAAUACCCAACUUAGAAUUAGUACAAAUGAGCAAAAGUUUCUCAAUUUCAAUUUUCUUCUUUAAUCUUUUUAUGACUUUCAAAGAAUUAUAAAUUAAUUCAUCAUCUUUUUAAAUUACAAUUUUAUUCAUAUGCAUAGUUGGCUACUGAAUGUAAGGGAAAAUUGAAGAUUAUUAAUUGUAAUGUAUAUAAAUAAUUUUUUUUUGCUUAGCAUUCAUAUCGGAGUUACCAAACAGCAAAUUCUUUAAUAAAUAUAAUUUAGGUGUAUAUUAUAAAUUCCAUAAAUCAUUGUUUUUUGUUAACUACUUAAAACAGAGUUUUCAUUUCUAACAUUAAAUUUAGCAUCAGAAAUGCUAUUAUCAAACCACAUUAUUCAUAAAUUAUUGAUUUAAUGGAGGAAUAAAAAUUCUUUUUAUUAAUUAAUAAAAUAAUAGAAAUGGGAAUUACUUGUUCGAAUAAAUAGCGUGUGAUAAAGGAAAUAGAUAAGAUAGAUAGGUGUAUCAUGUUAUUUAAAUAUAAGCAAUAUUGAGCCACUAAAAUGCUAAAACAUCCAAUAAGAUACAAAUUAAGAAGAAUAUGAGUGUAAAUUUUGGAACAGGAAAAAAAAUUAAUGGCAACGAAAAAUUAUAUAAAUCGAAUUUACAAAAGUUGAUGAUGUUAUUGAAGUUAAGUAUCUUUUAGAUGGAUAAAUUAUAAGAAGGUAAAUAUUUUUCUACAAAAAAUACAUAGAGAAGAAUAAAAAGAUAUUAGUGUGAAGCCUCAAGUCUUAAUUAAUUUAGAACAAAUCUAUUAUCUUGAAUGGCUUGGAAAAUAUUAAGAGAAUUUUAAGAAGAUGGGAAAAUGGACAGCUAUUUGGAAGGGAGAAAAAAUUACAGAAGUGGGUGGGUAUUACUCUAAUGAGGGAAAAAAGAAUGGUAUUUGGAAUGACAUCAUAAAAAAUUAUGGAGAGUAAAAUAAUUUAUAUUUUGAAUUAAUAGACUGAGUCCUGUUUUUGAAAUCGGAGAAUACAAAGAUAAUUAAAAAAUAGGAUAAUGGAUAUAUGUUUUUGAGGGGAUGAAUAUGUAAAUUUUUCUUAAAUUUUACAGCGGUGGUGGAAAUUACAGCUAGUAAAGUAAAAAGGAAGGAAAAUGGAUUGAUUUGAGUGAUUAUUUUUGCAAGUAUUUUUGGAUUAAUUAUUAGUUAGUGUAAGGUAACAUAUAAUGGAGAAUAUAAAAAUGGUAAAAAAGUUGGUAGAUGGGAUAUUUAUUACGACAGCAACGAUGGAGAACUUUAUUAAUUGAUGUAUUUUUACAUUAAUAAAUAAAAAACAAUUCAAUUGGUGGAGGAUUUUAUGAAGAUUAAAUAGAAGGAGAUUCAAUUAAAGUUGGGAAAUGGAUUGACAUUAGUGAUGAGUUUUAGGAUAAUUAGUAAAUUACUUUGAGUGGCGAAUACAAAGAAGGUAAAAAAUUUGGCAAAUGGGAAAUUUGGUCGAGAAGUAGAAAUUUAAACGAGAAAUAUUAACUUGAUGAUGACGGUUAGUAAUCUUAAUUAUAGUAAUUUUUUAGAUUUUAAAGAAAUUACAAUAAAGAAUGGGAAGACUAAUAAAUGUAAAUAUAACUCAAAAUUCUUAGCGGUGGAGGAUCAUAUGAUUCAGAAGGGUAUGGGAUUAAGAUUGGCAGAUGGACUUAAUUGAGUGAUGGAUUUUCUUAAGAAUAUUAAGUAAUAUAUAGUGGUGAAUAUCACAACGGCAAAAAGUUUGGGAGAUGGGAUAUUUUGGCUAAAAAAUUUGAAACAAUUUAGACCAAGCCAUUUAUAUAAAUGUAAAUUAUCCUAUUAAAUUAAAAAAAUCAUUUUUAGUGGCGGUGGAUCAUAUGUUGAAGGAGACGAAGAGAUUAAAAUUGGGGAAUGGAUUGAACUUGUUGAUGAUACUGAUAAACACCUGGAUUUAUUUUGGAAAGGUGAAUAUAAGAAUGAUAAAAAAGUUGGUCGAUGGGCUUUUGGAUGGAUAUAUAAUGAUGAAUUUAUUGAGCUGUAAAUUAUCUAAUAUAUAACAAACUUAGUGAGGGUGGAUCAUAUCAUGAAGGAGGUGAAGGCAUUAAGGUUGGGCGAUGGAAGGAGAGAUAUAGAUGGCCUGAAAUACUGAGUGCUUAAAGUUAGGAUGGUGAAUAUAAAAAUGGUAAAAAGGUUGGUAGAUGGAAUAUUGUGUAUCCCUCAAAAUAAAUGAGUGUAUCUUCUCAGAUGUAAAUUAUUUUAUUAAACAUAAUAAAUAACAUUCAUAGUGGGGGCGGAUUGCAUCAUGAAGAAGGUAAUGGAAUUAAGAUUUGGAAGUGGAUUGACUAAACUGAAGAUAUAUUUUUGUAAUCGCCAUCAAUCCUUUAUGAAGGUGAAUAUUCAAAUGGCAGAAAAAUUGGGGAAUGGGGCAUUUUCUAUUUGGAUGAUGCUAACAAAAUGCAAAGGAUGUAUAAAUUAAAAAUAAGAAUUUUAGUGGUGGUGGAUCAUAUGAUUAACAAGGUAAGGGUUUUAAGAUUGGAAGUUGGAUAGAGAUUAAUGAUAAAUGGAAUUAAAGGAAAUAAAUCACUCAGAUAGGUGAAUAUAAAAACGGGAGAAAAGUUGGUCAAUGGAUAGAGAUGAAUUUAAAGAAAAAUUAAAGCCAUAAUAUAGCAAAUUAUGAUAAUUGA